AAAUUAACCACAGAAUUUCCGGUGGCGACAGACAAGGUUGCAGAAAAGUUGAGUUCUACUCUCUCAUGGGUGAAGAACACAGUGUCACAUACAGUCAGCCAGAUGGCCAGUCAGGUGGCAAGUCCAUCUGCUUCCUUACACACUACAUCCUCGUCUACCACACUGUCAACGCCAGCCCUUUCACCAUCUUCACCGUCACAGUUGAGUCCAGACGACUUAGAACUCCUGGCUAAACUGGAGGAACAAAAUAGAUUGUUAGAGACAGAUAGUAAGUCUUUAAGAUCUGUAAAUGGAUCAAGAAGGAACAGUGGCUCCUCCCUGGUAUCAAGUUCAUCAGCCUCUAGCAACCUCAGUCACCUUGAAGAAGACUCUUGGAUUCUUUGGGGAAGAAUUGUUAAUGAAUGGGAAGAUGUGCGCAAAAAGAAGGAGAAACAAGUUAAGGAACUUGUUCGUAAAGGGAUACCCCAUCAUUUUAGAGCGAUAGUUUGGCAACUUUUGUGCAGUGCACAAAGUAUGCCAAUUAAGGAUCAGUAUUCAGAACUCCUGAAAAUGACCUCACCUUGUGAAAAAUUGAUCCGAAGGGACAUUGCUAGAACUUAUCCUGAACACAAUUUUUUUAAGGAAAAAGAUAGCCUUGGACAGGAAGUUUUGUUUAAUGUAAUGAAGGCAUAUUCUUUAGUGGAUCGUGAGGUUGGUUACUGUCAAGGAAGUGCUUUUAUAGUUGGAUUGCUGCUUAUGCAGAUGCCAGAAGAAGAAGCUUUCUGUGUAUUUGUUAAAUUAAUGCAAGAUUAUAGACUUCGUGAACUUUUUAAACCAAGUAUGGCAGAAUUAGGCCUUUGUAUGUACCAGUUUGAAUGCAUGAUACAGGAGCACCUUCCAGAGCUCUUUGUGCAUUUUCAGUCUCAGAGUUUUCAUACCUCAAUGUAUGCAUCAUCAUGGUUUCUGACUAUCUUCCUUACAACUUUUCCACUACCAAUUGCAACAAGGAUAUUUGAUAUCUUUAUGUCUGAGGGUUUAGAAAUAGUGUUUCGGAUAGGAUUAGCGCUUCUUCAGAUGAAUCAGGCAGAACUGAUGCAACUUGACAUGGAAGGGAUGUUACAGCACUUUCAGAAGGUCAUUCCACAUCAGUUUGAUGGUGGUCCAGACAAAUUAAUCCAGGCAGCUUACCAAGUCAAGUAUAACUCUAAAAAAAUGAAAAAGCUUGAAAAGGAAUAUACUACAAUAAAAACUAAAGAAAUGGAAGAACAAGUUGAAAUUAAAAGGUUACGAACAGAAAAUAGACUUUUAAAACAGCGCAUUGAAACGUUAGAAAAAGAAAGUGCUUCCUUGGCAGAUAGAUUGAUACAGGGACAAGUGACAAGAGCCCAGGAGGCUGAGGAAAACUACCUCAUAAAACGGGAGCUGGCCACCAUCAGACAGCAGAGUGAUGAGGCCAGUGCUAAACUGGAGCAAGCUGAAAAUACCAUCAGGAAGCUCCAGCACCAACAGCAAUGGAUGCAUGAGGACUCAAAGUGGUUUGCCUUAACUUCCAGUUUACUGUCUCUUCAUGGAAGCAUUCCUCCCUCAGGAACUAAGAAAUCUAGACCAGCAGAACAUAAUGUUGCAAAGCAAACAUUUUGUUGUAAUCCUCAUGCAUUGUCAUCAGAAGUAGAUUCCAUCUCAAGAAACCAUUUUGUUUGCUUAUCCAUGAAAAGGAACUCCUCGUGCAAGUUUUACCAUGAGUUUGCAGCAAGUCAUCUUCAGGCUCCACUUGUAGCUCUAAUUCUCUUGCUCUUUUUGUCACAUCUGUGCUUACUUCUGCCACUGGUCUUGAACACCUCCAAAUCAUCCAUGAAGCAUAAAUGCAGUUCCAACUACAAUGAAGAUUUUGUGCUACAGCUAGAGAAGGAAUUGGUCCAAGCCCGUCUGAGUGAAGCUGAGUCUCAGUGUGCACUGAAGGAAAUGCAGGAUAAAGUUCUGGAUAUAGAAAAGAGAAACAACUCCUUUCCUGAUGAGAAUAACAUUGCACGACUGCAGGAAGAGCUCAUUGCUGUGAAGCUGAGAGAGGCAGAAGCUGUUAUGGGCCUGAAGGAGCUUAGACAGCAAGUCAGGGAUUUGGAGGAACACUGGCAGCGCCACUUAGCUCGUACUACUGGGAGAUGGAAAGACCCACCUAAAAAAAAUGCCAUGAUUGAGUUACAAGAUGAACUGAUGACCAUCCGACUCAGAGAAGCUGAAACACAAGCCGAAAUAAAAGAAAUAAAACAGAGGAUGAUGGAAAUGGAAACACAGAACCAGAUCAAUAGUAACCAUCUUCGAAGAGCAGAGCAGGAGGUGGUCAGUCUCCAGGAGCAGGUGCAGUAUCUUUCCGCACAGAACAAAGGACUGCUCACCCAGCUGAGUGAAGCGAAGCGCAGGCAAGCAGAGAUUGAAUGCAAGAACAAGGAAGAAGUGAUGGCUGUGAGACUCCGGGAAGCAGAUAGCAUAGCAGCUGUUGCUGAACUACAGCAGCACAUUGCUGAGCUUGAAAUCCAGAAAGAAGAAGGAAAGCUUCAAGGGCAGCUUAACAAGUCUGAUUCUAACCAGUACAUUAGGGAACUGAAAGAUCAGAUAGCAGAGCUGAACCAUGAGCUCAGGUGCCUAAAAGGCCAGAGAGGCUUCUCCAGCCAACCCCCUUUUGAUGGAAUCCACAUCGUCAACCAUUUAAUAGGAGAUGAUGAAUCAUUCCAUUCCUCUGAUGAAGAGUUUAUAGAUAAUUCCUUGCAGGAAAGUGGCAUUGGUUUCCCUUUGCACAGAAAAUCUGGUCCAAUGUCUUUGGACCCUACUAUGGCAGAUGGGAGUGAAAGCGAAGCAGAAGACAGUGCACUGGGGACCAGAGAGGGCAGUCAAGUGGCUCAAAAGGAGCAGCCCCUGAGAAGAGCGUCGUACUCAACCACUGUCUGACCAUCACUGUGACCUAGACUGUGGAUUUUUUUUUAAGGGAUCAGUUAUCAUGACUAAGGGUUUUUGGAACAUAUCUGUUUCAUAUGUAUAUGUGUGUGUAUGUAUAUAUAAAUAUAUAUUUUACAGUCUUAUCUGCCUUUUUAUCUUUGCCAAAUCUUCACCACUGACUUACCAUUGCCAUAAAGUAGAAUGGAAUAUGGUUAAUGGGAAAAAUGAGGUUCUAACAGUAUUACUAAAUAUUAACAUUUCUUGUUUAGAAAAUGCAAUUAUAUCUAUAUGUGGGGAACCAUUUUGAAGUUCAGAACUAUGGAAAAUUGAAUUUUCUUCAGACAGAGCUGUUCUUGUGCAAUAUUUUAUGCUCAGUGAACAAAUUGUAUAUUUUUAUUUAUCAAUUUGUUUUCAGAGCAGCUGUCUACACACAUUUAACCAAGGCAUACAUCUGAGUUAUCUUGGUAUUUUGUGUUUGGAAACUUCUUUUUUUUUCCAACUAAAAUUACUGCUUUAUUAGUGGGCCAUUGAAAAUUCCCAAAUACAAAGCCUUUUUUCACAUAAUUUUAUAAACACAAGUUAAUGGUUGUCUUACGAAUUUUAAGUUUUAAUUUCAAAUUUUUAUGUGCAUAUGAUGCUUCCAUGUGUUGCCUACCAGAGUACUAGUUAGCUACAAAUACAUUGGGUUUUUGUACAUAUUUAUAAUUCUGUACCACCCAACACUGAACAUUUUAUAUGGAAAAUGUACUUGUUGAAAAAUGACUGCCUUCAGCAUUAUAACUGGAUCUCUGUAAAUAAUAGGUUAAAGAAAAUUGAAAACAAAACCAAACACUAAUAUUGCAAUAGCUUUAGUAUUUUACUUAUUAGCAUUCAGCACUAGCAAAUUCAUAACUGAUGCUUAUUCAAAGACACUAUUGGUGAAAUCUUUCACUUCAUGUGUAUGUAACUACUAAAUUUUUCUUGAUUAGAGAGGUUAUAGCAGGCAUCACUUAGUGCUAAUAUUCUACUUAAUAUAAUUUAAGCAAUGGACUGAGGUCCACGAUGCACAACAAUUAUAUCUGCAAAUAAUCUAUGAAUAUUAUCUUCAGAUUCUCUCUAGUUACUGAUCUAUAGAUGAAGCAAGCCAUAUGAAUCCGUUCCUACCAGUUCUUUAUCAUCUAGAUUUUUUUUUUUACCCUAGAAAACUGAUGCCUGUCAUUGAUAAAUUAGAGGAAACACCCAAACUUCAUUUCCACUAUGGAAAGACUCCAGAAAUGUGUUGGCUGGAUGCUUUCUACUUUUUAAUUUUCCUCAGCAGCUUAUGAAAAGAAAAUAAUCCUCAAGAAUAAGUGGAAGGCAGAAUUCAGUAAAUACAGAGGUAAAUUUUGUACAGUGUGUUGCAUGCAGGAAAAAAAAUACAUGAUAAAAUGGAAUAGAAGAGAAAAAAAUAGUUUUCUAAAACAAGGAGGUAAGCCUUAUGGUACAUUGUAAGCAAGGCUUUCCUAGCAAGCCCUUUGUAAGCAAGCUCUUGAGAGAGGAGAUUGAAAAGAUGCCUCCUGUGUCCAUAGCUCCAGGCUAAAUUCUAGUGAUUAAGUAAUUUACCUGUGGCCACAAGUUAGUAAAUAUCAGCUAAAGUUUUAAUCCAGAUCUCUCAUCAGAGCGUUUGAAAGAUCGCUCCAAAGCAUUUGAUAAGGCUCAGCUAAAUGAAUUUAUCAAUUCCCUGCUUUUCUGGCAAUUAAUGUGAUUUAAAUAAAUUUGACUUAAACUGUUUCCUGGAUAUAUUACAGAGAUAUAUAUCUAUAUAUACAGAUAUAUAUAUACAGCUUUAUAAUCUAUAAAGCUUAUGAAUGUAGGUACUACUAGAAUUGUCUGGUGCCUUUGGGAUUCUCUUUUUGGGUUCAUUGCUGUCAUUCUUGAGGUUGUUGAUGCCCAAGUGAAGUGAGAUGAUUUAUGGCCACAUGAUAGCUUUGACCCCCCACAUCAAGAAGUCUGAAUGGUCCAGCCCAUAAGCUAGUUCCAGCCAACAGCCUAUUUUUACAUGACCCACAAGCUAAGAGUGAUUUUUAUAUUUUUAAAGAGUUGAGGGGAAAAAAAUCACAUGAAAAUCAUAUGACCUUCAAAUUUCAGUGUCAAUAAAGUUUUAUUAGAGCAUACCCACGCUUCUUCAUUUGCAUAUUGUCUGUUACUGCUUUUGUGCUACAGUAGCACAGUAAAGUAGCUUAAAAUAUCUGUCACUUUAGAGAAAGUUUGCAGAUUUUAAUUUAGAUACUCUAACAUGUAGGUUUACCUCUUCAGUUUGUCUCAAGUAGAAGAUUUGCUUUUGCUAUUGAACUAAUGGUUUGGACCUAAAAUUUCCUGGUGGAUCCUAUACGUAAAACUGUUCAAAAUGGAGAGGGUGCCAGCUAUUUUAGAUUUUGAAGUGUUUGAAGACAUAGAAAAUUCGGAAGGAUAUCUAUGCCUUUGGAAAUGGAGGAAAAAAGGAAAGAAUUCCAGAAUCUUGGCACCAUUCUCUAAAGCAUGCAUCAUUGACCUUUAGGGUAUGCUUCAUUGAGUCAGUGUUAUAAUUUGAUUUUAAAAGUAUGAACAUCCUUUUAGAAUCAUGUUUCAAUUCUAAACUUUGAAAGAUAUCCUUAGAGAAUUUCCUAAGGACUGUUUCUGGUUAGGAAUUAGUUGUUAAGUAAACCUUAAUCUGUUGGGACUCUUGUAAUUUGAAUAGUGAAAAACUAAAAACAACAAUCUUUUCUUUCAAGAUCUUUGAUUCAGAUACUUCUUAGAAGGGUUUAAAAUCUUCCUGGCCUUUAGGAUGUAAUAGGAUAACUUGUUCACUUGAAAUAGAUUAUUUCUGGUGUCAUUGUCAUCCUGGGUUGAAAUGCUGAGAAGAGGUUACAAGUCACUUGAAUAAAGUGAAAAUUACAUUGAGGUGAUUAAGCAGAGACCUUACAGACCAAGAAAAUAUUUCAAUAGGCUAUUAAAAAAUAAGUGGAAAAAAUUUUUGUUCCUGGAAAAAUAUGUCAAAGAUAUAACUACAUGAUUUCUACCCUUUUUGUUGAUAGGGUUAAGCAUUCAGUGUUUGAUGACUAACUGAGAUCAAGUCCCAACCAACUGGCUGGAUAUAUGGGGAAGGAAAAAAAAACUUUUUCUUAGCUCUGAAUGCAGCUUGUUACUCUCCAGAUAGUGCCUUUGAUUGAAAACAAGGUCUAGACAUUUUUAAGUAUUUUAUUUCUGACAUCAUUAGAAAUGACAUGGUUCCUCAUGCUUCUUUUUCUUUACAUAAUGCACUAUAAUGUUCAGAUUUAAAGUAAAAUGGGUAUAUGAAUCGUGUUUUAAUAAAGCCCUUUCACGGCCAGCUUGAUUUUUGUAUAAGUACCAGGCAUCAACAACUAACAUUUCAUUAAAUCAGUGAUUUACUUUGUUAAAACAAUGAACUUUAGCCUGAAAGUUAUUGCUGCUCUGUCAUUAAUGAAACAAUAAGUUUUUUAGUUAAUUCAUUCUACUGAAAUUAAAUUUUCUGAUUAAAAAUGGAGUGAAUGCUAUUUAUAAUCCAAGUUUUUACAUUACAUCCAUUGAUCUGCCUAUACCUUCUUUUCAUUCCAAAGAAGAGAAGAUAGAAUAAUACAUUAAAUAUACUAUAGAGAUGCAAGAUUACUAUAAUGUAUUUCAUUUUACUGUUGGAAUUUCUUAUUGUAACAUUAUAUGAUAACCUGAAAUGUUUACUUGUGCCUUUGCUUUAAACAAUUAAAGUUUUCCAUUUUAUAAGAA
Molecule: messenger RNA, 6648 nt
Organism: Odocoileus virginianus texanus
Lineage: Eukaryota; Metazoa; Chordata; Mammalia; Artiodactyla; Cervidae
Source: RefSeq, a predicted model, not a curated record